Molecule: messenger RNA, 3383 nt
Organism: Arvicola amphibius (Eurasian water vole)
Lineage: Eukaryota; Metazoa; Chordata; Mammalia; Rodentia; Cricetidae
Gene: Il10ra
Product: interleukin 10 receptor subunit alpha
Exons: 8
Coding region: 62-1777 (571 amino acids)
Molecular function (GO): protein binding
Source: RefSeq, a predicted model, not a curated record
CCCUGCCGUGGCCGGCGGCGCAAAGGCCGGCUCCGGCAGACGAUGCGGCUGUGCGCCCAGGAUGCUGUCGCGUUUGCUCCUGCUCCUCACCGCGCUCGCCAGCCUGCGCCAGGGCUCCCGCGCACACGGGACAGAGCUGCCCAGCCCCUUUUCUGUGUGGUUCGAAGCCAGAUUUUUUGAACACAUCCUCCACUGGACACAUAUCCCAGAGCAGUCCAAGAGUACCUACUACGAAGUGGCACUCAAGAAGUACGGAACCACAAUGUGGAAAGACAUCCACAGCUGUCUUUCCACCCAGGCAUCGUCCUGUGAUCUCACCAAGUUUACCCUGGAUCUAUACCGCAGCCGUGGCUACCUGGCCAGAGUCCGGGCAGUAGACAACAACAAGUAUUCCGACUGGACCGUCACUGAGACCCGCUUCACAGUGGAUGAAGUGAUUCUGACGGUCGGGAGUGUGACACUGAAGGCAACCCAUGACCACGUCUAUGGGAAGAUCCAUCCCCCCAGGCCCCAGAUAGUCCCUGCAGGUGAUGAGUACGAACAGAUCUUCGAGAAUUUCCGCAAAUACAUGGUUUCCGUCCGAAAGAUUCAGGAGGAGAAGAACACAACCAUGACAGUGGAACAGGAGGACUUCUCCCUCGAAGUGCCCAGAGAGAUGGGAGAGUUUUGUAUCAAGGUGAAGCCCUUGGUGGAAACCCGAAGUAACAGAGCAGAAUGGUCAGAGGAGCAGUGCUUACAUCUCACAGAGCAAUAUUUCACCUUGACCAACCUCAGCAUCCUCUUCACUUCCAUCCUGAUACUCUGUGGAGCCCUGGUCUGCCUGGCUCUCCAGCACUACAUCCGGCGCCGCCCGGGGAAGUUGCCUGCAGUCCUGGACUCCAGCCCACGGGAUAGUGUCAUAUCCAGGGUCUUCGAGAAGCCCCACGACUUCCUCCCAGUCAACCCUGUCUGCCCAGAAACUCUCAACACUGUCCACAUCCUGGACUUGGAGGACUUCCGGAAGGUGUCCCCAGAGCUGAGAGACUCAGUCUUGCAUGGCAGCACCGAUAGUGGCUUUGGCAGUGGCAAGCCUUCACUGCAGACUGAAGAGACCCAGUUUCUCCUCCCUGGUUCCCACCUCCAGGCACAAGGGACUCUGGGAAAGGAAGAGCUUCUGGAGCUACAGGACAGCUGUGGGGACAACACAGACAGUGGUAUCUGCCUGCAGGAACCCAGCUUACAUUCCAGCAUGGGGCCCACCUGGAAGCAGCCGUUUGGAUUCACCAGUCAGGGCCAGGAAGACAAUGAUAUUAACUUAAUCCAGAGUUCUCCAGGACAGCCUAAGAACACACAGAGUAGCUCUGCCUUGGACCAUGUCCAUCUCCUAGAACCUGGAGUCCCUGAGGAGAAAGACCAAGUCACGGUGACUUCCCAGGGCUACCAGAAACAGACCCAAUGGAAGGAAGGGGCAGCAGACCCAGAAGAACACGUGGACAAAGAGAUUUCCUUGACAGAUGGUUUUGACCCUAAACUCAGGGUGUGCUUGCAGGCUGAAUUAACUUGUCCUCCACCAGCUCUGGCCAAGGGUUAUUUGAAACAGGAAUCCCAAGGGGUGACCCCGGCACCAGCAGGGACCCCAAGUAAGCAAUGGAGUCAGCUGACUGAAGAAUGGUCACUCCUGGGUGUGGUUAAACUUGCCCCCAUGGACUAUGGGGCAGCCCCUGGUGGCCUCCUGGAUAGCUUUGACUCUAACCUGGCCACCCUGCCACUGAUCUCCAGCCUGCAGGUAGAGGAAUGACAUGGCCUAAGGGCUUGCUGUAUUACAGCCAUGCCUGCUCUACUGCCUGCACUAAGAGGGCCCCGGGGUCAAAGAAAUGUGUGGGCCUUUUUCUACAAAUCCACAUGGCCAGCUAGCCAGGCCCCACAGGGCAGGAAAAGGCCAUCUUGCUGGGCAAGUGUCCAGUACCUGGGAUGUUGUGUCUGCUUCUGCUGAGAUGGGCCCUGCAGACAGAGACCUCACUUCUCAGGGCUGGGUUCUGUACUGGAAGAACCUGUGUUUGGGGGGAACCCCAGGGAUUUCUAGAUAUGGUAAGGUUACCAGGCUGAAGUCAGAGCAACCUGGAGGUCCACAGAAGAGUGGGAGUAGCCAGCUUCCUGCAGAGUACAGAGGGAGCAGGAACCAGGCUUAAUGUUGUCACGUAGAGAUACGUCCCCAACUUGCACAUGGUACCUGUAACUGGAAGAUCUUGAGGUGCAUGCCACCCUGAAUGAUCCGCCAGCUACUUCAGAACCAUAGGGCAAAAGGGACUGAGACCCACAAUAUGUGGCUCUUGUGUGGUGUCUCUACUAUCCAUCUGCAGACAUCUCCCUGUUUUUGACAUCUGUGUCCCCCUGGCUUAUCUUCAGUGCCCAAGCCAUUGCUCCUUGCUACUCACUAUUGUGCUGACAGGCCAGACAAACUAUGGUUGUCUAUGUUAGCACACUACCCUUUAUGUGGCCUUUGGGCAUAGACACUGGCCCAGCCUUAGGACUUAGAUAUCUGUAUUUGCUGCUAUUUUCUAACUACAGACCCAGAGCACAGGGUACUGGGCUGGCAAGACCUUGUUCCAGCAGCUUCUUCAGAGGACUAAAAUAAGAGUGAAUCGUUAGGAAGUCCCUCAUGCUGAAUGUUAGACAAGUUGGCCCAGGGGUGACAUUUUUUAUUUUGCCAACCUCUGGGCUAGGAGGAAGUAAACUGUGGAAACCAUAUGCCCACAGGUAGCUUCUGCCUCAUGCCAAGGUCUCAGAGAUCUUGCAGGAGCUUAGGCCCUUGUGCCAAGAUAGCUGCUACUAACUGGGGCUCAGGGCUGGUCCCACUUCCCUAGACUGUAUUUGAGACCUUGCUCAAACAAAGGCAGUUUGCAGCCGCCAAGCAAGGAUGCUGAAGAAAGCUCACAGUGCCUAUCCCUGAGCCCAGAGUUUCUCUGAAGCCUUCCAAAAACAGGCUGUGUGACCUGGGGGAGUCAGCCAUGAACUUGCCACUCUGCCAAGAAGGUCACGAUGCCAGUCUGGCACCAGAGCUCCUUCUGAAGUUGGAAGGACUCCUUGGGAUUGCCUAGGAACCUUUAUUUAUUUAUUUUGCUCACUUAUUUAUUAAAGAGGCAGCAUAGCGCAGGUGCAGGGCGCAGGGUCUCUUAGGAGCUCUAGUCUUGACUGCACUGUUUCUAGCUGUGUGACCUUGGGCAAGUCACAGUUUCCUCUUUGCGCCUCAGUUCCUGUCUGCAUGUAAAACUUGAAAAGUUCCCAACAAGCCCAAUCCCUCGGACUGUGGAGUCCCACCGAGAAACUGGACAUGAAUGUGCCCCCCAAUGGCGAGUGAAUGGUGCGUGUUUUCAGUCCAAUAAAUGGGUGUUUUGUAAAAACCA